This is a messenger RNA of Colletotrichum spaethianum, 885 nucleotides long. RefSeq lists its product as uncharacterized. The coding region runs from base 1 to 885 and encodes 294 amino acids. The transcript is spliced from 2 exons. NCBI's taxonomy places the organism in Eukaryota, Fungi, Ascomycota, Sordariomycetes, Glomerellales, Glomerellaceae. The record is from RefSeq and is a predicted model, not a curated record.
AUGGCAGGCCCAUGCCCGCACGCCUUUGUGGAGAAGCGCGCGCUCGUCACCGUCGUCUUCACCGUCACGGGCUCCGCCGCGGGCGUCUCCACCGUCCUCAACACCCGCACCAGCACCGUCGUCUUCACCACCACCUCCAACACCGUCGUCACCUCCGUCCUCACGUCCACCCAGUUCAACAACGCCCAGGCGACAAUCACCGUCGAGUCCACCUUGACCGUCACCUCCACCUCCAUCGACACCGCGGCGCCCACCACGGUCGACAGCGGUCCCACCACCGGCCAGAUCAGCACAGCCACCCAGACCAGCGGCGCGCAGAGCACGAGCAGCAGCGACUCGGGCGGCCUGUCUACCGGCGCAAAGGCCGGCAUCGGUGUGGGCGUCGGCAUUGUCGGCCUCGCGGCCCUCCUUGGAAUCGGAUGGUGGGCCUACAAGCGCCACAAGGCGAACCGUCCCAGCCGCUCCGACCUCGACGAUAUGCGCGCCUACGACCCCAACGGCCCCUCGCCCCUGCACGAGCCGGCGGGCAUGUCGGAGUCUGGCGGUGGGUUCGCGGCUGCGGGAGCGGGCACCACGAGGCGACAGCCUGUGCCGAAGCACCAGCUCUCGCCGCCGUCGCAGAGCGUCAGCCCGCUCUCGAAUCAGACGGCGUCGCCCACCAACGGCUUUGGCGCGGGGUACGGCAGGCCGCCGACGGGCGGCGCACAGGAGCUCGGCGGAACGAGGAUCAUGCCCGCGGAGAUGGGCGGCGACGAGGUCGUUGAGAUGGGCGAGUCGCAGCCGAGGCCGCAGCAGCCGUUACAGCACAGGCCGGCGCCGGGGAGGCCGUAUAACUCUGGCCCGGUCCCGGAUGUGUACGAGAUGCCCUCCGAGAAUUAUCGGUAA